AUGUACAGCACCUUCGCUGAAUCCACUCAUUACGGCAACCCAUAUUCGCAGCCACAACAACCCGAUACCAGUGGUGGUCAGAUCUCGGUCAUGACCUGGAACCCACCACCUUUCAAUCGUAAUUCGGUGCAAUACAGCCAAAACCCAACACAACAACAUCAUCAUCACCAUCAUCCUUCCUAUAAUGUGCCUACAAUGCCACCUCAGCAACGUGCACACCCUCUUCCCAUGAUCCCAAUGCAACGGCCUGCUAUGUCGUCUCCUCCUCAACAACAACAGCGACCUGCUAUGUCUCCUCAACAACAGCAACAGCAACAUGCAUCAUCACCCCAAAAUCAAAACAACAGUAAUAAUAGCCAUUCUCAGCAACAACAGCAACAACAACAGCAACAGCCUAAGCUGACAACUUCCUAUUGGGAGGAUGAGGGUACUAUUUGCUAUCAAGUAGAUGCCAGAGGUUUUUGUGUUGCUCGUCGACAAGAUAAUGACAUGGUCAAUGGCACCAAAUUAUUAAAUGUGGUGGGCAUGUCACGAGGCCGACGUGAUGGUAUCCUCAAGAACGAACGUGGACGUGUUGUCGUUAAAGUUGGUGCAAUGCACUUGAAGGGCGUGUGGAUCACGAUUUCUCGUGCAAAGGCACUUGCUGCUCAAUUCAACAUUUCCUAUUUGUUGCAUCCAUUAUUCACAGAUGACCCAAGUAUCUUCUUUUAUGCCAACCCGCCCAUGUUGCCACCAAUGCCACCAGGAUACUUUUUCCCUGGAACGGUUCAAUUUCCAGCAUCAGCAUUUCCGCCACCACCUCCACCACCGCCUGUGCCACCACGCAUGACGAGCUCAGAAACCAAUCACAGUAUGGCGCGUGCACCAUCUGUGCCAUCCAUGGUAUUCAAUAACUUUGCGCAACAACAACAGCCAUAUGCUGUACCUCCGCCACCACCACCACAAGCAGCAACAACAACAACAACAGCUCCCCCCACAUCAGCACCACCACCUCCACCACCAUCGCAAGCUUCAUUCCAUUAUGAGGCUACAAGUUUGAGUGAUUACGCUAGCCGUGCAACGAAUGGGUCAUCAUCAGCAUUAUCAGAAUCAGCACCUCCAACACCAUGCUCACAACAAUACCAUCAUCAUUUGCACAUGUUGCAUCCCUAUGAUGGUACAAGUAGUGCAAAUACAAGCUCAACGGCUUUGGAAACUCCAUCCAUGGAUAGCCAGCUGCUGAAUCAAUAUGAUGUUGACAUGUUUACGCCAUCACCAGCAGCAUACUAUGAUGAGCAAGCACAACACCAUUUGACUCCACCGCAAUAUCACCAACAACAGCAAGAAGCCAAAUGGUACAAUUACCCUAUCCAGACCCAACAGCAGCCAUUGCACUAUCAUCAACCAUGGUGA
This is a messenger RNA of Lichtheimia ornata, 1392 nucleotides long. RefSeq lists its product as uncharacterized. Gene Ontology annotation, cellular component: nucleus. The record is from RefSeq and is a predicted model, not a curated record. The coding region runs from base 1 to 1392 and encodes 463 amino acids. The transcript is spliced from 4 exons. Gene Ontology annotation, molecular function: DNA-binding transcription factor activity; sequence-specific DNA binding. Gene Ontology annotation, biological process: positive regulation of transcription by RNA polymerase II. Lineage: Eukaryota; Fungi; Mucoromycota; Mucoromycetes; Mucorales; Lichtheimiaceae.